Molecule: messenger RNA, 1910 nt
Organism: Dothidotthia symphoricarpi CBS 119687
Lineage: Eukaryota; Fungi; Ascomycota; Dothideomycetes; Pleosporales; Dothidotthiaceae
Exons: 2
Coding region: 404-1609 (401 amino acids)
Biological process (GO): inositol phosphoceramide metabolic process; sphingolipid biosynthetic process
Cellular component (GO): inositol phosphoceramide synthase complex
Molecular function (GO): inositol phosphoceramide synthase activity
Source: RefSeq, a predicted model, not a curated record
GCAAAACAAACCAGGCAACAGCCUUGGAGAGGGAUUGUUCGUUCGUUCUUUUGCUUGUCCGAGGUAGUUGGUUUUCAACUGUCUCUUCCCUUCUUUUGGCUCUUUCUCCACACUCUUUUGAGACGUCGCGUGCCCUCCCUCCCCCCCAUCUUUGCAGUCGUGUGCAUCCACGUCAGCUCGUCGAAUCGAAGCUCUUUCACAGCCACGCUACAUAAUAGACCGGCUUAUUCCCCAGGAUUUCCCAUACUUAAUAACUAGUCCUGGGUCUGCUCGUAUACCCCGAAAACAAGCCUUGUGAAACGGGAAUCCGCCUUCUUGGACUUUUGUACCGUUGUACUAGGUUGGACACGCGACACCACGAUUCUAUCCGUAGCCAAUCCUUUUUCGUCUCGAGCAACAUCAGAUGGCGGCAGCUACACCAGAAUGGAGCAGCAAGCCUGCGUGGAAGCUGCCCGGCUGGGCUGAGCCUGUUAUGAUUAGUUCGAUCCUCUUCUUCGGCAUGUUCAUAACACGACGUCGGAACUUCCGCAUCUUCGACAAGUCAUCCCAACAGGCCGGUUACCUCAACACCGACUCGGAAGGGUCUACGGACCAUCUCCUCCCGCACAGCUCCGACGGCGACAGCGAAGUCGAUAGCAUCACAACGUCGAAAAACCCGCCCAAGAGACGCAAGCUAUGUUGCUGGAGGGUCGCAAUGCCAAACACUUCGCGCUUUCGCAACCACAUACACAGUCGCAUACUGCAGCGCUUUCCGUUCCUGAUUGAGAUGUUUUACUGGAUCAUCAACUACGCCUUCUACCGCAUGACUUCGGUGCUCUCUAGCAGACUCUUCGCAGGCCGAGGCAUCUGGGAUGUUUCGCAAGAUCACGGUAUCGCGGUCUUGGAUGCUGAGGCAAACGGCUUGCUGAGCUUUCUCUUUCCGGUCCGCGAGGUCGAUAUUCAGCAGUGGUUUAUGCAUGGCCAUCAGGAUGCGCUUACGGUGCUGAAUAAGUGCUAUGCGCUGGUUCACAUCCCCGGCACAGUAGGCUUCAUUUGCUGGUACUACUACGUCGCGCCCUCGUUCGACACCUUUUCCGUCGCCCGUCGAACACUGACACUCACCAACUUCUGCGCCUUUGUCACAUUCAUCUUCUACCCAUGCAUGCCGCCCCGCCUCCUCCCCACCGAAUACGGGUUCCUCGACACAGUACGCCACGACGACGCGCAAAGCGUGUGGAUGAGCGGCAAAUACGUCAACCAGCUCGCAGCGAUGCCAUCGAUGCACUUUGGCUACUCCUUCAUCAUCGGCAUGACGCUAAUCUACCACUCGGGCCUCUUCCGCCGCACACUGGAGCGCGGCGAAGUGCGCAAAAACGCUUUCUGGAAGAUCUUCUACCUGGUCAUCGGCAUUGGCUACCCCGCCUUCAUCCUGACCGUCAUCGUAGCAACGGCGAACCACUACUUCAUGGACGCUCUGGUCGCGACGUGCUUUGUUUUACUUUCCUUUGCAUGCAAUAAGAUCUUCUACGUCUUCAUCCCGCUCGAGGACUUGCUGCUGUUUGUCAUUAGGGCGGAGAAGCCGACGCCUUCGACGGGCGAUCGCUUCCAUGAGAAGGGCGGACGGUUGUAGUUUGUGGUGUGGCGAGGCUCGAUAUGGCGUUUUUGUUAUCCACUGAGUUGGAAUAGAGGGAUUGCUUUUGGGCAUGUUGUUACGCUGGGAUGGAUAACUACUUUUGCUUCUUCUUCUAGAUAUUGCGGCAUAAUAGGCGAGGGGUCGUCUUCGGAUCGGCGUUGUUGUCGUUGUCGUUGCUGUUGCUGUUGCUGUUGUUGCGGAUGCAGGAUACCAAUUUGGCAUUUGUUGGCUGGAGCGCUCCACCUAUUUGACUUAUCGAGUAUAAUCACGAAAUAUUACUGUGGCUACGCAAUCUUUU